UUGUGUAGUUUACGCGUUGUUUCGGCUUCAAAAUUCCUCUUGGAAUUUAUUAGUCUUUGUUGAAUACACCGCCAUAUUUUUUUUGUAGACUACGAUUGUGUCAUUAAAAGAAAAAAAGUGUUUUUCUCGUGAUGGGGUAUGGUUUGAAGCUUGUGGCCAUUUUCACGUGUUUGUCGCUGCUGUUUCUGAGUGGAAUUCUCAUGUUCACCAAAGGCUUUCUCCUUAAACGAAUCGUAAUCGACGACAAGACUAACUGCAAUGAAACUGUACCGUGGUCAUCUACGCGUUAUCCAGUCUCUCGUGAAAACAAAAUAAAUAAUUUAAACCAUGGUUGUUGGGUCGACACGAAAUUCCAAAAAGCUGUCAUCCUUAUUAUUGAUGCUCUAAGRUAUGACUUUGCGUUGUUCAACGAAUCGCUUUCCGAUGUCGAUGCUCUUCCAUUUCAAAAUAAAUUGGUAGUUUUACAUGAAGUGUUAAAGUCAAAACCACAGAACGCUAGGCUAUACAGAUUUCUAGCAGAUCCGCCCACUACUACAAUGCAACGUCUGAAAGGCCUUACCACCGGAAGCCUCCCUACAUUUGUUGAUGCUGGAAGCAACUUUGCAUCUUACUCAAUCAAAGAAGACAACAUCAUUUCAAAGCUGGUCGAACAUGGAAGAAAAAUCACUUUUAUGGGAGACGAUACUUGGGAAGGAUUAUUUCCUGAUGCUUUUAACAAAUCAUUUCCAUUUCCAUCGUUCAAUGUGAAGGACUUGCAUACUGUUGAUAGUGGUGUUAUCAAGCAUUUGGUGCCAGAAAUCAAGCAGAAUGAUUGGGAUGUGAUCAUUGGACAUUUUCUAGGGGUUGAUCAUUGUGGUCAUAAAUAUGGUCCAUACCAUAGAGCUAUGGAAGAUAAAUUAACUCAGAUGGAUAAAGUUUUGAGAUCAGUGAUGGACGCCUUAGAUGACAAAACAGUGCUGUUUGUGUUGGGUGAUCAUGGUAUGACAAGAACUGGUGAUCAUGGYGGUGAUAGUGAUGAUGAAUUAGAUGCAGCAUUGUUUGUUUAUUCUAAGGCACCACUUGUAGACAGUGCAUCUAAGAAGAGUCCUUCAUCCAUAUCUCAAGUUGAUUUUGUCCCAACUUUUUCACUUCUUCUUGGUCUUCCCAUUCCAUUUGGAAGUCUUGGUAGUACUGUAACAGAGCUAUUUACUCAGCAAGGCUACCAAUUUAACAUCCCUGACAUUCUUUCCCAUGAAGAAAAGCUCCMUUGGRUGUCAAUUAUGAGCCGAUUGAAAAUACUACAUCUCAAUGCUUACCAAGUGAACAAGUAUCUUCACAAAUAUCAACAGAAGUCAAGUGAAAUACCAAAACAGAAGCUAAAGUCYUUGCAAGUGAAAUUUGAAAAUGCUUCUCAAAACUUCMAUCAAAUUGCUGAGUUKGCUUACUAUGGCAAAGUGAAUUUAGGUAUUUAUUUGAGCAUCAARGGACUUGAACAAGUUGAACAUCAGUACUCRGAUUAUCUUUCUGAAGUYARGGAGCUUUGCCAUGGAAUGUGGGCUAAGUUUGACAUUCUUUCAAUGGCCUUAGGGAUUCUCAUACAAGUUGUUAGUGUAGCCAUUAUGACAAUGGCCGUUUGGAAUCCGCGUUUCUUUAAGAAAAGUUCUUCAUCUCUCCUCAAGAGUACUUCAGCUUUAACUAUAUUUGGAAUAGUUUUUUGUUUUGUUCUUACUCCAAAYGAAACUCCAAAAGUCCUGUUCAACAGCCUUAUUUGUUUUGCGGGUAGUUUUGYUGUAAUGUUUUUAUAUUACUAUUUAAAAGGAAAUACAASUGGUUUGCGUAAAGUUAUCUGGAUCUACACAGAAUUUAGCUUCCAAAACAUUCUUGCAACGUUGUUUUGUGGAUGCUACUUCGUAUCGUGGUUCUCUAACAGCUUUAUUGUGCAUGAAGAUACCACAGUUCUAUUCAUUCUAUCWAGCCUUCUUUCACUUCAAUUUAUUUUUUCUUUYACAAAGCUAAAAWCAUCGCAGACAGUCAUAAAAAUCGCACAUCGAAAUGCAGCUGGCGUAGYAAAAAAGAACAAAAAAGAAGCUCRAAAGUUUGAASUCAAAAGCCUUUUAACUUCUACCAAUUUUAGAAUAUUUGUUGCAGUUUUAAUGUUCAUUAUUUGUGGAAGAGUUUCAGCAGUGUUCAGGGCCUGCAGAGAAGAGCAGUUUUCAUGCGAACCGUCAAGUUUUCUUCAGCCUUUGCUUGCACUUCAAGGCACCAAUUCCAGUGUCAACAAACGUUUCUUGUUGUGUUCAUUGUGCGCAGCUGUUAUACCAUUAGCUCUCUAUCAGUGGCUUCGUUACCAAGGAAACCUAAAUGGAUCAACCCCAGUGGUUCUUUCUGUACGUUAUGGUCUCUCCUUCGCCGCUGUCUUUGUUUGCAUACAUUGGGCUCUUCAAAUACUCCCUCAGACUUCCAACAACCAGUUUUCCAACUUACAAUUUUGGCAGCAAAUUGUCCUCCCACAGUUUGUUUACUGGCUUUGUUUGUUGACUAUUUUAUUGGUACUAUGGCAACCACUGUGUCUUUAUACGUUGCUAAGAGACAGCCAAAGCUCUCUUAAAGAGUCCCUUAAUAGUUUACUGGUCGGCGAUACUUUAGAUCCUCAAGCAUUGAAAACUGUUUUCCGAGAAGUAAAGAAAAAUUGGGAUAAAAGCACACCUGAAGUUGAUGCGGAAGAUGACAGACCCCCUGUGGUGUAUGGCCUUGGUACAGUCUAUUCGUCUCCUGUUCUCAUAAUACUUGGAUGUGUUGCUAUGUUGACGAUGAUUGUAUUGAGUGAUGGGAUGGCUGGGUCAGUGGUACUGUUGUUGGCUCAGAUGUUCUUAUACRCGGAGAUACAAGUGUCCAGUAACGUGUAUCCGGAGACUACUAAGCAAGGUCUCUCUUGGCAUUCAGUGGUCGUUUGGGGACUGUUGUCGUCCCAAUAUUUUUUCUCAACUGGUCACCAGGCCACCAUCCCAGCCAUACGAUUUGAGGCAGCAUUUGUUGGUUUACCGGGAGACAUGAACAAUCUAGCGUUACCAGGUCUUCUGAUAUUUCUAAACACUUUUGCAUCCAGUGUCCUCUUUGCAGUUGGGCURCCUGUGCUGUAUUUGUGGCCGCGCAUUUCAAACAGAAUUCUUGGCAAAACUAAACGAACAAAAGAUGCCGAUAAAGGGGAGUUUAGUUUGUGUGAUGAUACUGAUGGGUUUAGAGAGGAUAUAUUUCGACUUUUAACAAUGUAUUUGCUCUUCAAUUGUCUAAAGGUUUUAUUUAGUGCAUGCUCUGCUGGACUACACCGCCGACACCUGAUGGUUUGGAAGAUAUUUGCUCCUCGUUUCGUGUUCGAGUGUGCGUCGUUUCUCGUCUCUGUCCCGUUUCUAGUUUUUGUUUACUUAAUCAUACUGAGAACUGAUGCCGCUCUGGAAAAAUGGGCAAAAAAGCUGGAAAAAAUACUGGCAUCGAAGUCUAAAUUCAGCUGAAUGUGUAGUUGGACUUCUUUUUGAAAUAAUUUAGAAUAAAAAUUUAAUAAAAAAUAGAAAACUUAU
Molecule: messenger RNA, 3554 nt
Organism: Exaiptasia diaphana
Lineage: Eukaryota; Metazoa; Cnidaria; Anthozoa; Actiniaria; Aiptasiidae
Product: GPI ethanolamine phosphate transferase 3
Exons: 7
Coding region: 132-3488 (1118 amino acids)
Biological process (GO): GPI anchor biosynthetic process
Cellular component (GO): endoplasmic reticulum membrane
Molecular function (GO): mannose-ethanolamine phosphotransferase activity
Source: RefSeq, a predicted model, not a curated record